Drosophila biarmipes is the source of this 915-nucleotide messenger RNA. It is a transcript of the gene GILT2, whose product is annotated as GILT-like protein 2. Lineage: Eukaryota; Metazoa; Arthropoda; Insecta; Diptera; Drosophilidae. The record is from RefSeq and is a predicted model, not a curated record. The transcript is spliced from 4 exons. Gene Ontology annotation, molecular function: oxidoreductase activity, acting on a sulfur group of donors, disulfide as acceptor. The coding region runs from base 187 to 813 and encodes 208 amino acids.
AUAUUUAAGCACCUUUUUAGAAACCCCCCUUAGACCUUCUGGCUACGCCUCUGCCCGCUUAGAAUUUGACGAAACGCAGUGACAACGCUGUGCAUAUCAAAUCCGGACUCACUUCAGUGUCGCGCGGUCGCUGGCUUUGAGCGGCUGAAUACUUCAAGAUCAGCUCGGAAUUAAACUGAAUCUGCCAUGAGGGCGUGCGCCUUUGUGUGCCUGCUGCUGCUGGGCUGGGUGGGCGUGGCCCUGCCAAGGCGGCUGCGAGGGCCGCAGGCUGACCGACUGGCGGUUACCCUGUACUACGAGGCUCUGUGUCCCUACUGCAUGGAGUUCGUCACCGCGCAACUGGGUCCCUCGAUGAUUCGCCUGGAUCGACUGCCCUUCACGGAUCUCACGCUGGUUCCCUAUGGAAAUGCCAGGAUUGACGACUCCGGAAAUGUGGCCUGCCAGCAUGGGGCGCCUGAGUGCGAACUGAACUCCUGGCACGCCUGCAUCCUGGAGCACCAUGACAUCGCCGCCUCCCUGAAGCUCAUUGCCUGCAUGAUGCGGUUCAAGAAGAACAGGCUGGAGAAGUGCGCUGACCGCCUGAAAAUCGACGUUACCGAUGUCAAGAACUGCAAAAACUCGCGGCAGGUGAACGACAUUCUCAAGAAGUACGGCGAGGAAACGGCGAAGAUCUCAUUUGUGGGAGUGCCAGCCAUAGCUUUGGACAACAUUUAUGAUUCUAACCUAUCGGCAAACUUAACUGAUAAUUUUGAUUCCAUUUUUUGCGCCACUUAUAAGGAGAAGUUUAACAAGAAGCUCGCCAAUUGUCAGUAAAUAUAUAGACAUUUUGUACUUUUCCAGCUGUGUUCAUAUUCGAUCGAAAUGGAAAGGUUGUGUCAUGUAGAAAAUAAAAUAAAUAUACUUUUUUGAAUCACA